AUGCGGGUCAGGAUCCCCUGGUGGCAGCCUGGGGUCUUGAGCAAAGGAGUCUACCCGCAGCCCCCUAGCCUCCCUGAGGCGCCCUUAUCCCAGGGUGCUUCCCUGAUGAGUAUGGGCUUUAUCUUUUCAGACAACCGCCAAAUAGGGUCUGGUGGUAGUCGCUCUUCUAAAACUUUUAAACCAAAGAAGAACAUUCCAGAGGGUUCUCACCAGUAUGAGCUCUUAAAACAUGCAGAAGCUACACUUGGCAGCGGCAACCUCCGGAUGGCUGUCAUGCUUCCUGAGGGGGAAGAUCUAAACGAGUGGGUUGCAGUUAACACUGUGGAUUUCUUCAAUCAGAUCAACAUGCUCUAUGGAACCAUCACAGACUUCUGUACAGAAGAGAGCUGCCCAGUGAUGUCAGCUGGCCCAAAAUAUGAAUAUCACUGGGCAGAUGGAACAAACAUAAAGAAGCCUAUUAAGUGCUCUGCGCCAAAGUAUAUUGAUUACCUGAUGACUUGGGUUCAGGACCAGUUGGAUGAUGAGACAUUGUUUCCAUCAAAAAUUGGUGUCCCAUUUCCGAAGAAUUUCAUGUCUGUGGCAAAAACUAUACUCAAACGCCUUUUUAGGGUUUACGCUCACAUUUAUCAUCAGCAUUUUGACCCUGUGAUCCAGCUUCAGGAGGAAGCACAUCUCAAUACAUCUUUCAAGCACUUUAUUUUUUUCGUCCAGGAAUUCAACCUUAUUGACAGAAGAGAACUUGCACCACUCCAAGAACUGAUUGAAAAACUCACCUCAAAGGACAGAUAAAAAGAUGUGGUGCUGUACAAGUUCUUUAAAUUAAGCUGUGCGGGAGAGUAUUUGGGGUUUUGUUGUAUUUUAUUUUUAUCUGGAUUGUUUUGUCUUGGGUUUGGCGGGCUUAUUUGUUUUUCUUUUUCUUUGAAAACAAUCUAUUUCUAGAGGAAGCUAAGACAAUUCUUUAUACAUUUGAUAGGAGUAGAUUUUUGUCUUAGUGGCAUACAGUAUUUCUUUGUUCUGACUUGGUUUUGGUUAUUUAGGAAUUUCUCAUAAUAUUGUGUGCUGAAAGAAAAUGCUUAUUGAUUGAACUGCUGAUAGAUGGGGGUUCUGUGUUGUGUAAAUUGUGGCCCAUUUUUGAAAUCCCAAAAGACUUAUGUUUUUAAGUGCCUUGGCAGGCUCACUUCUGAGGUGCAAAGCACAUAGAACUGAACAGGGCUCAAAACAAUAUUAGGAUUACUACCCAGGGCACUUACUGGUGCAUGUUGUAAAAAGCCAUAGUUUACCUAAAUUGAUGAUCUCCAGCUUUUACUACAUUGAAGAAACAUGAUUUGUAAAGGUGUGCAUGUAGAACAUAAAAAUUAAUAUUUCUUCAUUAUUUUUUAUAUUGACAGUAAUAUAUUCUGUUCAACAAAGCAUAAAGUUCUACAAGCAGGUCUUUUUCCAUCUCUUGAUAUCUGUGAUAUUGAAACUUGGAUGCUAAAAUGUCAUGCCUGUUACAUUUUGGCUUCUUUCUACAUGUAAACUGCACUGUAGAUGUAAUUCAGGUUACAUAUAGAAUUGCCAUCCUCAGAGGUGAUGCUGAACUGUGAGGUUUCUUAGCAAUUGCCAAAAUGAGCCAUAAGUCUGUAGAAUCCCCUCCUACUUUGAAGAGGAGGGGAAUAGACGUAGGUGUUUGGUUGGAGGGAUUAGUAGGUAUAGGAGUUGGGGAUGGGAUUCAGUAUGGGGAGUCAUGUUUUAGAAAGUCCUGUCUUAAAACCUUUGAAUAGAAUGGUGUGAAAGUUUUAAUCAAUGACAUAUAAACAAAGUCUUAGAGACUUCCUCUUAGGAAUCAACUUCCAUGAGAAGUUAAAAAUAAAUUAUUAAUUUUAGGUACAGACAUUAUUACAGACAUGGAAUUUAAGGACUGUUUAGGGGAAAUUGACCACUUUUUAGCAUUUCCAUUCAGUGAAUGGAUUUGGUGUUCGCCUAUCAUUUUAAAAUGAUACAGUAACUUCUUUGCUUAUUAUAGGUCCAGUUUGAAGUGUUGUGACUUCUGAUUUUUCCACUGGGAAAGGAAAUCUUUUUCUUUGCAGUGAUAAUAAACAAUGAAUAAUCUGAAUCAGUAGUUAUUAACUUUUACAUUUUAUUUGCUAUGACUUUUUAGUGAAUUAUUACCAUAAAUAACAAGUUCAGUUUAGACUGAAGAUUUUUUUUUUUCACUUCAGUUUAACGUUGAGAAAUAUUUUCAGGCUUGCAGUUUCAGUUUUUGUUAUUUCUGGUACAUCUGCUUCCUUCAGUUACAAACUUUUCCUUGUAGAAUAGAAAUGCUGGCUCUGAAAUUAUGUACAUUAAAAACAGUAAGAAAAGAAUCUAAAAUGAAAUCAGUUUGUUUUUGCUAUUCACAAGCAGUGAGUGAUACAUUAUAAUGCUGUUACAAUUAUGAUCACUAGAAACUGCCCUUUCUUCAUCUCUUUUUCCAUCAAUUACUCAUCAAAUACCAUAAAAAAAGUAACAGGAGAGCCUGGUGGAGGCAUAUAUAUUGGACACUUGCUGGCAAUGCUUUUUAAUAAACUGCAGUGACCACGAGCCAGCUGAUUUCCUUAAAACAAAUCUUUUUUAUCCAAAUAGAUCGUAUCAACCUCUUUGAGUUGACUCAGAAAUAAAAUAUGUCAAGUGGUUUUGAGUUGGAAAGUGAAGCACACGGUUAUUCAGAUAGUCUUCCUUACUGCAUUUGACUUCAUAUCAACCGAGUAACAAAGAGGUUGCAGUAGCCAAGUACAGAGAGAGUAGUGUAAAAAAAAAAAAAAGUAUACCUCCUAUUUUAAGCCUUAUAUAGUAGUACAUUAUAAAAGUGGAAAUUUUUCUCUAUAAAUUAAUGUUCAGUAGUAGGAUCUACUUUCCCACUGUGCGAAGAUAGGAGAUUGUUUUCACUGUGCCAGAAUUUCAGGUGCCUGCUUUUGAGUAUUCCUUUAUACCCAGUUAUUGGCAAGCAAGGAAAUAGAUGGGUGUGGAUACAUGGUAACAAAGUGCAGCAAUUCCCCAGGGACAAAAGGCUGGCCUUGUACAUAGUGCUACAUGGCUGUAAGCAAGGAAACGCUCACCAGAGCAUAUGAGAAAAAUCAUUGUUAAUGAAGAGUUGCUUUGGUUUGAUUAGUUCUC
This is a messenger RNA of Tupaia belangeri chinensis (Chinese tree shrew), 3135 nucleotides long. It is a transcript of the gene MOB1B, whose product is annotated as MOB kinase activator 1B. The transcript is spliced from 6 exons. NCBI's taxonomy places the organism in Eukaryota, Metazoa, Chordata, Mammalia, Scandentia, Tupaiidae. Bases 1 to 789 code for a protein of 262 amino acids. The record is from RefSeq and is a predicted model, not a curated record.